Messenger RNA from Ochotona princeps (American pika), 1358 nucleotides. It is a transcript of the gene OTUD6A, whose product is annotated as OTU deubiquitinase 6A. Gene Ontology annotation, molecular function: cysteine-type deubiquitinase activity. The record is from RefSeq and is a predicted model, not a curated record. The transcript has a single exon. Bases 378 to 1358 code for a protein of 326 amino acids. Gene Ontology annotation, biological process: protein K27-linked deubiquitination; protein K11-linked deubiquitination; protein K33-linked deubiquitination. NCBI's taxonomy places the organism in Eukaryota, Metazoa, Chordata, Mammalia, Lagomorpha, Ochotonidae.
ACAGCCAAUAAAAACGGGUAGAAACCCAUCUGGGGUUCAAGUCACAGAAGAGUGGAAGGAUACUGCGAUAUUAGAAUUCCAUAAACAGAAGACCCAAUUCUAGGGAAGGUAGGGAAACAAAAUGCAGGGGCUGUACAGAGAGUACCCCAACAGCCAAUCCUAGCCCCAGGCGUGGCCGGAUGUGGUCAUAGAGAACCAGCGACCAAUAGCAGAGAGGGACGUGAAAGGGGUGACGGCAGCCAGCAACGGGGGCAAACAGUCGACCUCGGGUGGGGACAGGGUAAAGACGUGUCCUCAGUUGGGUGUCGCAGCCCCUGCCAGAGCCACGGCCCAUCCCGCUAACUGCCGCGGAACACCAUAGGAACUGCCGGUGAAAUAUGGAGGCCUCAAAGAGUGAACGGCAGCGGAUCAUUCGUCGCCAUCGCCACGAGAAGAAAGAGCUUCAAGCUCACAUUCAGGCCAUGAAAAACGACAUUCCUAGAAGCGAUAAAAAGCGAAGAAAGCAGAUGCUGCUAGAAGUGGCCCGCUUAGAGGCGGAGAUAGAACGAAAACACCAGCAGGAGAUACAGGGAUUCGACCAGAGCCCUGCCGGCCCCGCCGAUGUCGAUACGAUCACGGAAGACCUGGCCAAGAUGGAUCUGGAGAACCAGCCACCUUUCGUGUCCAGAGCUCAGCGAAGGCGUGAACGAAAGGCGGCCAUCGAGCGAGAGCGACGGGAGAGGAUCCGCGUACAGGAAAGGGAACGUACGGCCAGCUAUGGUCGUGAAGAGGAAGCGAAGCUGGCCACCAUCCUGCUCGCCAAGAAUCUGGAGAUGAAGUACAUCCCAGCCGACGGCCACUGCAUGUACCGCGCUGUGCAGCACCAGCUGCCAGUAUUUGUGACUGUGGCCAGCCUGCGCCGCAGCACUGCAGAAUAUAUGCAACAUCAUGUUGACGAGUUCCUGCCGUUUUUUAGCAAUCCCGACGGCCACACCUGUACCCGCAAAGACUUCCUCAAAUACUGCGAGGAUAUCGACAGAUGUGCAUCCUGGGGAACCCAAAUCGAACUGCGAGCCCUGUCGCACAUCCUGCAGACACCCAUCGAGGUGAUCCAGGCCGAUUCGCCCAUCAUCACUAUCGGAGAGGAGUACAACAAGAAGCCUCUCAUCCUCGUCUACCUCCGCUACGCCUGCGACAUAGGAGAACAUUACAAUUCCGUAAGAUCUAUUGAGGUCAAAGGCACAGAAGCCGAGGGCGCCAAAGCCAAAGGAGCUGAAGCCGAGGGCGCCGGAGUCGAAAGCACUGACGCCUUGGGUGACGAAGCUGCAGGCGCUGCAGCCGCGGAUGACGCAGCGGCCAUGAUGCCUCGCUACUUCUAG